AAAAAUAAUAACAAGGAGAUAUGUCUGCUUUUACAAAAUUCAAAAUUGUUUCACUGUUCUCAUUUUCAGGGCCACGAGUUCAACGUUUCAGUAAAGGUUGUCAAAAUGAUGGGGGUUCAAAGAAAGAUGCCGACAAAAAUGGGUCCAGACUUAAAAAAGAACUAAAAUUCGAUGCUUUUAAAUUGUCCAAGGAUAAGCUCAAUCCAAAUUGUUUCGUUAGCGAUGCCAAUGCAAAUUAUAUGGAAUAUCUCUUCUCGAAAUGGAUUAGGAACCCCGAUUCUGUACAUAAGUCCUGGCAGCUAUAUUUUAAUGACGUUUUGCAAAGUAAUAGUGUGGGUAAAGUAGAAAGCUUUUCGAGCACAGCAACUCAAGUAACUGCUGAGCAAUCUCCGAAUCAAGAUACUCUUUCCAAGAACUGUGUCUUGUUUGAUGCAGCGCUAGAAAAAUUGGGUGAAGUCGAUUUUUAUGAUCUAUGCGCCAAACUGGAGACAGCCAAGGCAGCGAAAACUGUUAGGGAUAAUCCUGUUAAACAUAAUCCGGAAGACGUUCAAAUAACUAAUCAGAAAACAGUCUUUGAAAAUGUAAGCGAUUCCGUUGAGAAAACAGCUCCGAAAGAGAAAUCAGAAAACUUAACCAAUUCCGUUGGAGUAACUAACCAGAACGAAGGAUCAGAAAGUUCAAUCGAUUCUGUUGAAAUAAUCGAUCAGAAAGAUAAAUCCAAUAGUUCAAACGAUUUGGCUGAAAUGACUUCGAAGCCGCCAUCACAAGAGAAAAGUUACGUGAUUGGAACCAUAAUCCUAAGUCCAAUUAACGAAGAUUUAACUGGUUCCAAAGAUGUAAAAGAGGAAGCUAAGAAACCGAAUAACUUAGACAGCAUAAAGGUCGUAUCCAAACCCAAGCAACAGCAAACCAACAAAAGUACCUCCAAUAAAGACAAUGUUGAACCGAAGAAACCCGUCGAACUGGCCGAGCAUCUGCGAGCUGUGGAACGUGUUAAGGAGGCUUUGAAGGAGAAACCCUUUUGCACGCGCCGAGAUUUCAUCAAAUCGCAGCUGGAGCGCAUUGAAAAGCUGAAGGAUCAGAAGUCCUUGGCUCGAAAGAAACACGAAGAAAAUAUCAAAAUUGUAGCGAAGACUCCAAAGCCAGAGGAGAAGCCACGCAAAUAGAGUUAGAGUUAGAGUCCGAAUCUCGGCAUGCCUUGUUUCCAUAUGAACACAUAAAACUUCAAAGAUGUACAAAUUGGUACAAAGCUCUGACAAAUAAAAAUUUAUUUACAUUUUAAACCAAAAAUAAUUCAAAUCGCUUAGCAUGUUGUAAUUCGGAGAAAGUAAAACAAAUAAGGAAACAAAAAAUACGGAUUAGUUGCCGGCCAAAUUAAUAUUUUCUUCAAAUUUAACGUGAAGUUUAAACAACUGUUUUAAUUCUGCGGGUGCAGCCAUGAAUCCCAACCAGGGCCGCAUCGGGCAAGCAAUUUUAGCCCAGGGCCUGAGGCAUGAAUACUCGCGCUAUAAUGCAGCCCGGCGAUCGCUGGUAAUUGCCUCAAAGCUCUAUUCGAAAAAGACUCGAACCCCCGAUGAAUCAGAUAGUUUGGCCAACGGCAGCAAUGCCAUAUACAUUGACAAAUUGUAUUCAAAGUGGUCCAAGGAUCCCGGCUCUGUGGAUCAGUCCUGGGAUGCCUACUUCAGUGGCAAGCCUCGGAGCAUAUUGUCCUCCCGGCAGCGUCAGCCCAAGAAACGUAAAUGGCAACCAACCUCAGUAGCAGAACGUCCCGCAUCUUCUGCUCCAAAUCCUGCUCCGCAGGCCGAUUGGAAAUACAUAGACGAUCAUUUGGUCGUACAGGCCAUUAUCAGAGCCUAUCAGACGCGCGGUCAUCUGGCUGCUGACCUGGAUCCUUUGGGCAUUGUGGGACCAACUGGUCAUUCUCUCGCCACGGAUGACAAGAAGCUGCAAGCCACGCGGGCUGUGCUGCGACAGCAUUACUCCUAUAUCUUCAAUGAUUUGAAUGCCCUGUUCAAGCUGCCCAAGUCCACGUUGAUUGGUGGCGACGAGGAGUUCCUGCCGCUUAGAGAAAUACUGGAUCGCUUGGAACGCGUUUAUUGUGGUCAUAUUGGUGUGGAGUACAUGAUGAUAACGUCGAUCUACAAGAGCAACUGGAUACGCGAGCAAUUUGAGAAGCCCGGCGUGAUAAACUUCAAGCCCGAAGAGAAAAAACUGAUCCUUGAGCGUCUAACGCGCUCCACAGGCUUUGAGAACUUUCUGGCGAAAAAGUUCAGCUCUGAGAAGCGCUUCGGACUGGAGGGUUGCGAUAUUAUGAUACCCGUCAUGAAGGAGAUCAUCGAUCAGUCGAACAAGUGUGGCGUCGAGUCCGUCCUCAUUGGCAUGGCGCAUCGUGGACGCCUGAAUGUGUUGGCCAAUGUCUGUCGCAAGCCCAUGAAGGAGAUUCUGUCACAAUUUCAUGGCCUGAGAGCCAGUGACUGGGGCUCUGGUGAUGUCAAAUACCAUUUGGGUUUGUUUACGGAGCGCCUGAAUCGGCAGUCCAAUAAAAAUGUGCGCAUCACCGUUGUGGCCAAUCCGUCGCAUCUGGAGUACGUUAACCCGGUGGUACUGGGCAAGGCACGCGCCGAGAUGUUUCUGCGCGGUGAUUAUCAGGGCAAUAAGGUCCUGCCCAUGCUGAUACACGGAGAUGCAUCUUUCUGCGGCCAGGGCGUUGUCUACGAGUCCAUACACAUGUCCGAUCUGCCGGCCUACACCACGCACGGAACAAUUCAUGUGGUGUCCAACAAUCAGGUGGGCUUCACCACAGAUCCGCGCUUCUCCCGCUCGUCACGCUACUGCACGGAUGUUGCCCGCGUUGUCAACGCGCCCAUAUUCCAUGUGAAUGCCGACGAUCCGGAGGCGUGCGUCCAUUGCGCCCGUGUGGCUGCACUUUGGCGGGCGAAAUUCCACAAGGAUGUGGUCAUCGAUAUUGUCGGCUAUCGCCGCAAUGGCCACAAUGAGGCCGACGAGCCGAUGUUCACCCAGCCGCUAAUGUACCAGCGCAUACGUAAGCUCAAGAACUGCACGGUGCAGUAUGCGGAGAAGCUCACCCGGGAUGGCGUUAUCAAAAUGGAGGAAUACACGGAAAUGGUCAAGAAAUAUGAUACUAUCUGUAAUGAGGCCUUUGAAGAGUCCAAGAAGAUCAAAACAUUUAAGAAUUCACACUGGCUGGAUUCGCCCUGGUCCGGCUAUUUCCAGGGCCGAGAUCGUCUAAGGGUGUGCCCAACGGGAGUUAACCUCAAAACUCUACAGCAUAUUGGCGAAAUAUAUUCCUCGCCGCCGCCAGCUGAACAUAAGUUCGAAGUGCACAAAGGCAUCUUGCGUAUUUUGGGCCUGCGCAAGAACAUGGUCAAGGAGAAGAUAGCUGAUUGGUCGCUGGGUGAGGCGUUUGCCAUUGGCACGCUGGUUAAGGAUGGCAUACAUGUGCGCGUAUCCGGGCAGGAUGUGGAGCGCGGCACGUUCUCGCAUCGUCAUCAUGUGCUGCACCAUCAGACCAAGGACAAAGUGCGCUACAAUUCGCUGCAGCAUCUGUAUCCGGAUCAGGCGCCCUACGAUGUCUGCAACAGCUCGUUGUCGGAGUGCGCCAUCUUGGGCUUCGAGACGGGCUAUUCAAUGGCCAAUCCCAACACUCUGGUCAUCUGGGAGGCGCAGUUCGGAGACUUCGCCAACACCGCUCAGCCCAUCAUAGACACCUUCCUUGCCAGUGGCGAGACCAAAUGGGUGCGUCAAUCCGGCCUGUGUGUGUUCCUGCCCCACAGCAUGGAGGGCAUGGGCCCCGAACAUUCCUCCGGCCGCAUGGAACGCUUUCUACAGCUCAGCGACGAUGAUCCCGACUGUUUUCCGGACAUGUGCGAUGCGGACCUUGUGGCCCGCCAGCUGAUGAACACCAAUUGGAUUGUGACCAAUGUGACGACGCCAGCGAAUCUCUUCCAUGUAUUGCGGCGUCAGGUGGCCCUGGGUUUCCGCAAGCCGUUAAUCAAUUUCUCGCCCAAAUCUGUGCUACGUCAUCCGAAGGCGCGCAGUCCUUUCCGGGACUUUAACGAGUGCAGCUCGUUCCAGCGUAUCAUACCCGAUACGGGUAAGGCCGGCGAAAAUCCGGAUUGCGUCAAACAGUUGGUUUUCUGCUCUGGCAAGGUAUACUACGAUCUGCUCAAGGAGCGUGAAGAUCACGAGCAGGAAUCAACUUGCGCCCUUGUGCGAGUGGAGCAGGUCUGCCCGUUUCCCUAUGAUCUGAUCCUGGAGCAGAUAAAUAAGUAUAAAGGUGCAGAGCUCGUCUGGUUCCAGGAGGAGCACAAGAACCAAGGUGCCUGGAGCUAUAUCCAGCCACGCUUCGACACAACCAUUCUGAAGAUGGAGGGCGAAAGCCGUGGCAUUACUUAUCAGGGACGACCACCAAACUCGGCCUCAUCCACCGGGAACAAGGUGCAACAUUAUUCGGAAUAUGAUGCUAUCAUGACUGGCCUCUUUGGUGAACUGACCGAAGAGAAUAAGAAGCGCAUCAAGGAGAUCAAGGAGCAGGAGCAAAAAGCGGCCGUCAAACAGUCCGAAGCUAGCUUGGCGAAAGCCAAACAGGCCAAAAUGAAGGAGGAGGCCGAAAAGAAGGCGGGCGAAAAGAAGGCGGGCGAAAAGAAGGAGGGAGAAAAGAAGGAGGACCAAACGGCAGGUGCCAAGGGGGCACCACCAGCACCAACAGGAAAAGCUAAUCCACCGAAACCGUCCGCAAAGGCAACACCCGCUGCAGCAGCAGGGCCACCAACAGAAACUUCACCCUCACCGGCACGUAAGCCCAUGGCAGCAGAGCCACCGACAGAAACUUCACCAUCACCGGCACGUAAAUCGGCACCAGAAGCACCAACAAUGGCUCCAUCACCAGCACGCAAGCCUGGACAGGAAAGCGCACCAGGAAUGAAACCCAAGUUAGCUCAAAAAGAAGUAAUGCCGUCAGAUAAAUCAAAUGAUAAGAGAGAAGCACCCAAAAGAGCUGCUGACACAGAUAAUAAGCAAGAUAAGCAAGAUGAAAAUAAAUCUGCUAAGCGAUUGAAAAAAUCUGAAGAUGAAGAGGCUCCCAAUGAUCCCACAAGCAGCCUGUAAAAGUCGAAUGAGGUGAACUAA
This is a messenger RNA of Drosophila novamexicana, 5148 nucleotides long. RefSeq names its product 2-oxoglutarate dehydrogenase-like, mitochondrial. Gene Ontology annotation, cellular component: mitochondrion; oxoglutarate dehydrogenase complex. Gene Ontology annotation, molecular function: thiamine pyrophosphate binding; oxoglutarate dehydrogenase (succinyl-transferring) activity. Gene Ontology annotation, biological process: tricarboxylic acid cycle. Lineage: Eukaryota; Metazoa; Arthropoda; Insecta; Diptera; Drosophilidae. The transcript has 9 exons. The record is from RefSeq and is a predicted model, not a curated record. Bases 1438 to 5127 code for a protein of 1229 amino acids.